Molecule: messenger RNA, 2139 nt
Organism: Arabidopsis arenosa
Lineage: Eukaryota; Viridiplantae; Streptophyta; Magnoliopsida; Brassicales; Brassicaceae
Source: the annotation of a GenBank genome assembly
AUAAGCUCUCUCACACACUUCUUUCAUUAAGUAAUCUCUGUCUAUAAUUCUCGUUAACAUCUUCUUCUUCGCUAGAUUAGUAAAAUGGAUGGAUUUGGAGCAAAGUACGAGUGUUUGUUCUUUGAGUUCAUGCUUAACCAACUCGGAAUCGAAGAGAGUGAAGUUCCAAAGUUAUGUUUAGAUCUUUACAAAGAAUAUGGAACCACCAUGGCUGGUCUCAAGGUUAUGGGUUACGAAUUCGACAACGAUGAGUUCCAUGAAUAUGUCCAUGGAAGACUUCCGUACGAGAAACUAAAACCUGAUCCAAUUCUCCGUAACCUUCUUGUCUCUAUGCCUCACCGUAAAAUCAUCUUUACUAACGCAGAUAAAGCUCACACGACUCGAGCCCUCAACAGAUUAGGUCUAGAGGAUUGCUUUGAAGGAAUCAUUUGCUUCGAAACACUAAACCCUUCUUCUGAUUCAAACACUCAAAUCCUCUGUAAACCCUCCGUUGAAGCAUUUGAAGCUGCAAUUCGCAUUGCAGACAUCGUCGAUCCACGCAAAACGAUGUUCUUCGAUGACAGUAUUCGUAACAUCGCUAGUGCUAAAGCAACGGGGCUAAAAACCGUGUUUGUAGGCGACUCGGUACUAGUUCCAGGUGCUGACUAUGCACUAAGCAGCAUUCAUAACAUAAAGGAAGCAAUACCUGAUUUAUGGGAAGACACCAAAGAUGAGAAGCUUGAGCCAAUUGUUCAGCAAGCCGCGGUUGCAACCAUGAUCCGCCGCCUCAAUCUUGGUCGGCGUUUCUACACCGCCCUGCCAAGAAGAGCGAAGGACAUAAUGUCAAACCCAGAUUGUCGUCCCGCGCAGCUAUGCUUGAGAGUCACGUACUUGAUCAAAUUCGUUGGAGACCUCGACACGGCGGCGAAGUACGCUCGUUUGGCUGUUUUCACCGACAUCAGAUCGGAGGCCACAGCAACAACAUGUCAAGCCAUCAUCGGAGGCAUGUUGCAGAAUAAAAGGCUCGAUGACGCUUACGAUCUCUACGAUGUCUUUUUCAAUCAGUGUAAGCUAAUACCCAACAGCUAUUGCUGGAACUACAUCAUCGAAUCUGGUUUCAAACAAGGUAUUGUUGACGACGUUCUCGGUUUCCACCACCGAUCCAUCGAAUCUGGUAUGGUCGACGACUACCCAAGCAAGGAUACUUUCAGGGUCUUGACCAAAUGGUUAGUCCACGCCGGCCGGUUGGACCAAGCGGAAGCCAUGCUUAGAGACAGGACAGUCGAUAGGACCACCUACCCAGAUCACGUGGCUUACAACAAUCUGAUUCGCGGGUUUUUGGAUCUUGGGAAUUUAGACAAGGCGAAUCUAGUCUUGGACGAAUUCAAACGCUUGUUUCUUAUUGCCCUCUCCGAGACCAAAGAUGAUUUGCAACAUUCAAAAUAUGAAAACAGAGUCGCAUUCCUGAUGGCCACAUUCAUGGAGUACUGGUUUAAGCAAGGUAAACAAGUGGAAGCUAUGGAGUGUUACAAGCGCUCUGUUCUAUCAAACAGGUUACUGGUUUGUGCCGAAACGGGUAACGCCCUUUUGGUAGUCCUGCUCAAAUACGGUGAAGAAAAACAUGCUUGGGCAUUGUACCAUGAACUCUUAGAUAAAGGUAACACCAACCCUGAUACCAUUAAGAUAAUGAUAGACGAGUGUUUUGAUUUGGGUCGAUUUAGAGAGGCUUGGGAGACCUACAACAAGGCUAAAGCCAAGAACCACUUCAUCUGUGACAUAUACAAUAUUACAGAGUGUUGCAAACACGGAUCAGCGACUUACUUCUUUGGUGUAUUUAGUGGUGGAUACAUUAUUACAAGGUUUUGCAAAAACGGGAUGUUGUCAGAAGCACGGUCUGUCUUUCUUGAUUCACUUGCUGAUGAUUUCGGAUACAUUGAUGUUAACAUUUUUAGAACAAUGAUUGAUGCUUAUGUGAAGGCUGGAAGAAUCGAUGAAGCUAUAGAAUUCUCCGACAAGAUGAUCGAUUCAACUCUAAAGGAGGUCUCCCAUCUCUUUUGACCAUUCCUCCUCGCUUUGUGAUCUUUAUUUGAUGUAUUUUUUUAUAUACUUGUUUUUUUUCGUAUACUCUGUUAGUUAAGAUAAUAAUAGGGUUUGAAUUGU